AUGACAGUAUCAUUUGAUAAAAGAAUAGUUGUUAGCGGCGGAGCUGGGUUCAUUGGUAUACAUUUCUUAUGCUAUAUGGUAAAGAAAUAUCCCAACUUUCAUUUCACUUGUAUUGAUAAGCUAAACUAUGCUAGUAAUGCUACUGAAAUCGAAAAUCUUAAGAGUUUCUCAAACUUUGAAUUUGUUCACUUGGAUUUAUCAGAUAAUCUAGAAUACCUUCUCAAAAUCACUAAAAACACUACCGACAUUAUAAACUUUGCAGCAGAAUCAUCAGUUGAUCGAUCAUUUAAAGAUCCGGUAUAUUUUACCAAAAAUAAUAUACUAGCUACUCAAAACCUAUUGGAAUGUCAUCGACUAAAUCCAAGCAUUGGGUAUUUUUUGCAUAUUUCUACUGAUGAAGUUUAUGGAGAUGUUUAUGAAGGUGACAAUAAAGAGAAUGCGGUCAUGAACCCAACUAAUCCAUAUUCUGCAAGUAAAGCAGCUAUUGAUUUAAUAAUCAAAUCAUAUCAAUAUUCAUAUAAAUUGCCAAUAACAAUACUUCGGCCUAAUAAUGUUUAUGGACCAUUACAAUAUCCUGAAAAAAUCAUCCCAUUGACUAUACAAUGUAUAAACGAAAAGAAACCAAUUCCAGUUCAUGGCAAGGGAACCAAUAAAAGAAAAUACUUGUACGUUCUUGAUAUUGUGUUGGCUAUUGAAACUGUGUGGAUCAAAAACCCCAUGACAACAGUUAAUCAAAUCUAUAAUAUAGGAGGUACAGAUGAAUUGGAUAACCUAAGUUUAAUCAAACUUAUAAUGGAAAUAUUUGGCCGUGGUGAAAUCCAAUUUAUCAAAGAUCGAAAUUACAACGAUACUAAUUAUUCCAUAGACACAACAAAGAUCCAUAAUUUGGGAUGGUCUCCGAAAAUAUCUCUUGUUCAAGGUUUACAGUUGUGCAAACAACUGCUUGACUCUCCCAUCGAAUAA
Candida albicans SC5314 is the source of this 963-nucleotide messenger RNA. It is a transcript of the gene GAL102, whose product is annotated as Gal102p. Gene Ontology annotation, molecular function: dTDP-glucose 4,6-dehydratase activity. The transcript has a single exon. Gene Ontology annotation, biological process: nucleotide-sugar metabolic process. The record is from RefSeq and is a predicted model, not a curated record. Lineage: Eukaryota; Fungi; Ascomycota; Pichiomycetes; Serinales; Debaryomycetaceae. Bases 1 to 963 code for a protein of 320 amino acids.